Molecule: messenger RNA, 2613 nt
Organism: Guillardia theta CCMP2712
Lineage: Eukaryota; Cryptophyceae; Pyrenomonadales; Geminigeraceae
Exons: 2
Coding region: 1-2613 (870 amino acids)
Molecular function (GO): microtubule binding
Source: RefSeq, a predicted model, not a curated record
AUGGCGGGCUUGGAGGGAGUGCGGGGGAAGGAGGCGAUGGGGAGGAGGGUGGCGCUAGGGGGGGGGAAGGUGAGGAUAGGACGAGGAGCUGAGUGUGAGAUCAGCUUGCAGUGGGACGGGAUGUCUCGCACGCACGCCGUUAUCGAGGGUGUGGGUCAGCCGUCCACCUUCGUCAACAGCGAAGGCGGGAAAAUUUUCACCUCCUUCAGGAUCCGAGACUGCGGGAGCUCCAACGGAGUCUUCGUGAACCAGGUGAAGGUGUCAGAGUGCCUGCUAAGAGACGGGGACGAGAUCGGGUUCGGACGAGGCGCCUCGUUGCAGGAAGGGGAGGCCAUACAUAGCCGUCAUGUCGAGUAUGCGUUCCUGUUCCGGACGUUGAAGCUCCAUGGCACGCCGGGAGGCUCUCGGGAGGGGCCAGCUGAAGCGUCCAAGGACGGGAGGAUGUGCCCUCCCUGCAGAUCCUUCCUCUACCCGCCCACUGCAUGGGCUGAUAAGAAGGACCUCCGGGAGUUUGCCAGGCCACCGCCAGCAGAUUUGGAGCUGGACUGGGUGCAUGGGUACCGGAGCGCAAGGCAGAUCCUAGAGCCUAAGUCAGAGGCGAAGAAGGCAGGGCGAUGCCUCCACCUCAACAACGCCAAGUUCCUCUCCCCCUCCUCCAUCGCCUACCCGGCUUCCCGCUAUGUUGUCAUCUUCGACGUUGUCGAACGAACGCAGCGGUACUUCAAGGAGCACGACAACGACUGCGUCAGCCUCGCUGUUGCCGCCUCCAAGACCGUCGCUGCGUCUGGGCAGCUCGCGAGCUUCGAGGAGAGGAGCCCUCCUAUCUACGUGUGGGACGUGUCCUCCUGCUCCGUACUGACCAAGUUGCGGGGCUUCCACAGGAACGCAGUGACUGCGCUUGCGUUCAGCCCGACGGAGCAGUUCCUGGCCUCGAUAGGAGGAGACGACAUGCACUCUCUGGCGGUGUACGACUGGGAGAAGAAGCAGCUGCUGUUCAGCGGCAACGGCUACGUGGAGGAAGUGUACGCCGUAGCCUUCAGCCCGUUCAAUCUGGACGAGAUCCUUCAGGUCGGGAACAAGCACAUCAAGUUCUGGAGCCUCGAGGCCGAGAAGUCUGUCAUGGCGACGUUCCGACAGGAGAAGAACGCCAAGGAAGGGCAGAAACGGACUGAACCCCAGCUCGUCGCCUGCUGUGCGUACACCGCUGAAGGGAUGGCGAUCUGCGGGCUAGAGGAGGGCCAUAUCGCCAUGUACAGCAGGACCAAGACCGGGAGGAACGAGUGCGUCGACCGCAUCGACAACGCGCACGCAGCUCCUGUGCUUGCUCUGUGCGCGAUGCAGAACGGGAUCAUCUCGUCUGGACGGGACGGCUACGUGAAGGUGUGGGCACCUCCAUCGACGAUCACGGGGAGGAAGGAGGGCGGCAAGUCACGGGAGGGGACAAGGAGGAGCACAAGGGAGACGAUGACGACGAAACUCAAGGUUGACGUGAAGGGAGUCUUCCUCGGGGGGGCGCAGAGCACGACGGUGGUCACCAGCCUCGACUAUCUCAAGGGGAACAUCCUGUGCGGCUCCUCCUCCGGACAGAUCUUCCUCAUCGCCCUCAAGGACGGGUCCAUCCAGCAGCUCGUGUCCACUCACUUCGCAGGCGUGACGGCGGUGGACGUCAGCCCCUACGGGGACUCCUACUACCUGACCGUGUCGGAGGACAAGACGAUCAAGAGGUGGGACGUACAUAGCAGGGAGCUCCAGCUCUCUGUCUACGUCGGCCUGCAGUGCACCAGCGUCUCCAUCCAUCCGUCGGAGUCGCUCUACGCGCUGGGUCACCGUCAUGGCAACUUCACCGUCUGGGACGUGCCGCCGCUGCCGCAGGCCCCUCGCUGCCUCCUCAAGUCUUCACAGAGGAAGGAGGAUGUGACGCAGGUACGCUUCUCCCCGGACGGUCGCUACCUCGCCGUCGCCAGCCGAGAGCAAGUCAUCGACCUUUACAGCGUCGAGAGCGACUUCCGGCACGUGGGGACCUGCCGGGGGCACUCAGGAGCCGUCCAGCACGUGGACUUUUCCGCUGACUCUCGCUGGCUCCGUUCCUCGUGCACUGCUGCGGAGCUUCUCUUCUGGGAAGUUCCAAGCUGCCGCCCCCAGGGACGCUCCUCCCUUCUCCGCGACGUCCCUUGGCACACCCGAACCGUCGUCUUCGACUGGUCCCUGUCCUCCAUCUGGCCUCCUGCUGCCCUCGUCUCCAGCAUCGACUCUGUCAACGUCAGCAACGAUCUUCUGCUCUGCGCGUCCGGCAACGACCGAGGCGAGGUGAAACUGUACCCCUUCCCGGCCAUCGGCGACAUGCAGGAGACGCAGCGCAACUGCAAGAGGCUUCUCCUCCACAGCUCGCACGUCCAUGGCGUCGCCUUCACCAACGAGGACGGCUGGCUCAUCUCCGUCUCCUCCGAUGGGUCGGCGGCUCAGUGGCGCGUGAAGCGGGAGGGGAGCAACAGCGGCAGCAACAGGCGGGCGAUUGUGUCGGAGUGGCACGAGGACGGAGGGAUCAGGCAGCGGGAGAUCUCGCGGCCCCCGAGGAUGGGAACCUUCGCCAACCCGCACAGCCGGCACGUGUGA